AUGUCAGAUUCAAACAACACCCCAAAAGAAGCUGCUGCAGGUAGUUCAGGGCCCAGAUUCGACAGCUACACCCCACGCGCCGUCACCCCAUGGGGAGAUACACUUUCAUACGCCAAGAACAGUCCAGUCUUCAAUCCCGAUGACUCUGGCACGGAUGGAACAAAUGGGACGAAUGGAACGAAUGGCACGAAUGCAAACAAUGCGACAAAUCCGACUGUUGCCCCAAAUGAUACAGCUGGGGGGGACACGACUGACUCGGAUGGUGUUGGUGCUACGGCCAAUUUGGGCAUAGACCCUCAGAGAAUGCCUGCUGAUACCCGCCGGUUCGACAAGAUUAUUCCCCUUCUCAUUCAGCCAGAGAGCGCGGUUUCAGAAAGAUUCCCACUUCUUCAUCGAGUGAUUGCGGGCCGACUGAAGACAAGCCUGGAUCUGAGGGGAGGACGACAGGUCUCCCGGUGUUCUCACAAGUACGGCCUAGGCGCGGUCGCUCUGAACCAGACCAAGAAACACAGACCUGACAGCCAUACCUUCCAAACGAAGGUUGCCAGGUCCAUAGAACGAUCAAGGGGUGGGCGCGCAACUGUCAACGCACGACUCCAGGGUAUGUGCCACAAGCUUCGUCGGAAGGUGAGACUAUCUGGUUGCAUUGGUUCUGGAGGCUUCGGCACCGUGUUCCUUGCCCACAAAAACACUCCUCACGGACAGGCUAACUUUGCCAUCAAGGUUAACGAUCAUAACACCAUUGCGGCCAUGGGUGAUGGGCCACAUGUAGCCGAAAUGAUGUUCUUUGAAGAGGGUGGAAAAGUUCGUUAUAUACCGUGUGAAGCAAUGAUCAUGCUCUUAUUGACUCGCAGCCCAAGGUUUCCAACCCUCCACUCUGUCUAUACUGAGAAGGACAAGGUCGCGAUUGUCAUGUCCGCUUGUAUCGAUUACGAUACACUCCAACUCUCAAAGGGAAUGAAAGAGACGGACCAAGUCUGGGCCAUUGAAGGGGGCCAUCUCCGCACUCGUGAAAAGGAGCCAAGAUUGAAUGAGCUUCAGGCCUGCAAGGUGUCGACGCAGCUCUUGGAAGCAAUCGCUUACCUCCGUGAUAUGAACAUCACGUAUGACGACGUGUCUUAUCGCAAUUACCUCGUGGGCGAGAAUCUAGACACACAACUGAUCGAUUUUGGAAUAAUGGGCUUUGGGCUGGAUGAUCGUGACUUCCUGGAAAACUCCCACACCUACGUCUUUUGGCAAGAGUAUCUACUGCCUCCAGAGGUUGCAAUCGAAUUGCUGAAGCCACAAUGGCGCGUCCAUGUCAGAAACACAACACGUGGAAUCGCACAAGUCAAAUGCAGAAACGAUACACGUCAAACCGCACUCUGGAAUUAUGCUGUUGAGGUGUUUUGUUUGCUGCACGGAUACGCACCCUGGGAGGAUCCGGAAUGGGACGAUGAGAUUAGGACAGUUGGCGAGUUCGCUUGUAGGCUUAUCGAUGGCCGUUGGCAGGAGCCUCCCGAACUAUACGACGAAGGACCCCGUUGGGACGCAGCUUAUGCCAGACGGAAGCGAAUGAUUAACGAGGAAUUGGCUGUCCGGGAGGAUUUGUCGCAGGACUGCGUGGACGCGCUGCGAACGAUGCUCCAAAGGGACCCAAAGCAGCGACCAAGACUCAGCGAGCUGAUUUCGUUUCCUUGGUUCGGCCAAUGGGCUUAUCACGGUGACAAAUUGUUCAGGCGUCCAGAUAUACCUCGCGAGUAUUUCGUCUAG
This is a messenger RNA of Aspergillus lentulus, 1752 nucleotides long. RefSeq names its product Protein kinase domain-containing protein. NCBI's taxonomy places the organism in Eukaryota, Fungi, Ascomycota, Eurotiomycetes, Eurotiales, Aspergillaceae. Gene Ontology annotation, molecular function: protein serine/threonine kinase activity; ATP binding. The record is from RefSeq and is a predicted model, not a curated record. Gene Ontology annotation, cellular component: cytosol. Gene Ontology annotation, biological process: protein phosphorylation.